GCUGGAUGGCGGAAGUAAACAGGAUCCACUUUAGACUAAAUCACUUCCCAAAUCAAAAGGGUAACCCGCAAAACGAAGUUUGAAAAUAACUUCCUUUAUACGAGUAUUAAAAAACGCAAAAUACAUACAAACGCCUCAGUCUGCACAAUGAAAGUUCUAUUACUCAAAGAGCCCAAAUAUGAUGAUUUAGCAUUAGAUCCAUAUGUUAAGGAGUUGUCGGCACAUGGAAUAGAUGCUGCAUUAAUCCCUGUGCUUAGCUUUGCCUUUGUGUCUCUUCCGAUGUUUUUUGAAAAGCUGUCCCAUCCUGAAAUGUAUGAUGGUCUAAUUUUCACCAGCCCAAGAGCCGUAGAAGCUGUUAAACUGUGCCUGGAAAAGUCUAGUAACAGAAAAGCUUGGGAACGCUCAUUAAGGGAGAAGUGGAAUUCUAAAUCAGUUUAUGUGGUUGGGAAAGCUACAGCUGCACUUGUUAAUGAAAUUGGUCUUCUUUCAGAGGGCGAAGAAACUGGAAAUGCUGAAAAUCUCUCUGAGUAUAUUUGUUCAAAGGAAACAACAUAUUCAGGACCAAUUCUUUUCCCAUGUGGGUCUCUAAAAAGAGAAGUUCUUCCUACAAAGCUUCGGGAAAAAAAUGUACCUCUGGAAGCUCUCGCUGUUUAUCAAACAACCCAUCAUCCCAAUAUACAGACAUCCUUGACAGAUUAUUUUGCCAAGCAAGGAAUUCCAGCAAGUAUUGUCUUCUUUAGUCCUUCGGGAGUUAAGUUUUGCCUUCAGUUUCUUCAGACACUAUCAGAGGAUCAAGUAAAUAAAAUAAAGUUUGCUGCCAUUGGACCUACAACAGCUGAAGCUUUGGAUGCAGAAGGUUUCCACGUUAGUUGCACUGCUAAAAAUCCUACACCUCAAGAUUUGGCGAUGGGAAUAAAAACAAUUGACAAGCAAUAAAAAUGCUAAUAGUGCACGUACCACAGCAUGAACGGAAUGUCAUUAAAUUCUAUUGAUUCACUGCGAGCAGAAGAAAAAUCUGUUGCCUUUACAAGUGUAAAUUAUGUGUCCUGAGUAAGGAAGUACUUAUUUUAAUGUAACUAGUGAUAUUAUGGAUGAUGAUUUUUUUCUUCAUUAAAACGUGAAACUAGAUAAUAA
Molecule: messenger RNA, 1134 nt
Organism: Bombina bombina (fire-bellied toad)
Lineage: Eukaryota; Metazoa; Chordata; Amphibia; Anura; Bombinatoridae
Gene: UROS
Product: uroporphyrinogen III synthase
Exons: 10
Coding region: 148-936 (262 amino acids)
Biological process (GO): uroporphyrinogen III biosynthetic process
Molecular function (GO): uroporphyrinogen-III synthase activity
Source: RefSeq, a predicted model, not a curated record